CGACAGCCGCCGUUUGCCGGCUGCGCGGGCAACAGGGGUGCCAUUGUGUCUUAUUCAUGGUCCAGAGAGAUCUCAAAAUGAUAGCCAGAUAUGAAUGUCGGCCGCCCAUGGCCGCGGCUCUGGGAGCGCCAUGAGCUCGAACGGACUCGGCCAGUCCCGGACCUUGUCAACGACGAGGAGAUGCCGCUCCUCCCUACCCACAACAACAACACCAACGAUGCAAAGUCCUCCACCUCCGUCGUCAGGCGUCGUCGCCACCUGAUGGCCGAUGUCUCCCGAGACUGGGCAGACGUGGUGCUCGUGCUGUGCUACUUCGUCACCGGCCUGCUCGACAGCUCCUCCAUCUCGGAGUGGGGGUCGUUCGUGUCCAUGCAGACAGGUAACACGGUCUACAUCGGUCUCGGCCUGGCGGCGCCCGCCGAGUCCACCCGGUGGAUCAAAUCCGGCGUAUCGCUGCUGUCCUUCUGCACCGGCUCCUUCCUCUUCAGCCGUUUCCACCGCCUGUGCUCGCCCAAGCGCCGCUGGGUGCUCUGCGCCUCGUUCGCCGCCCAGACGCUGCUCACCGCUGCCGCGGCCGGCGUGGUGACCGCGACGGGGCCGCCGGCCGGCCAGGACGAGAUCGGCUGGCACGUCCUGGUGCCGAUCGCCCUGGUCGCCUUCCAGAGCUGCGGCCAGGCCGUGCUGAGCAGGGCGCUCCGGUACAACGCGCUGACCAGCGUGGUGCUGACCAGCAUCUACUGCGACCUGUUCUCCGACGCCGAGCUGUUUGCCCUGCGCAACGUCGAGCGCAACCGCCGCACGGCCGCGCCGCUGUUCCUGCUGCUCGGCGCGUUUGCCGGCGGCAGGUUCGCGCUGAGCUCGGUUGGCGUCGCCGGCGCGUUGUGGACGGCUGCUGCGCUCAAGGCGGUCGCGAUACUGGUGUGGCUGGUCUGGCCUGCUGAAGCUGAUCCGGUUGUUGCGGAGGGCAGUUGAAGUGGCCGUCCGGGCCACGGGGAGGGUCAGUAUGAGCUCGGCUCGUCAGUGAGGGACUCAUGGCACAUGGCACACUAGAAGUACAGCUGCAAUUUUCCUUGAUGCCACCCACGCCCUUGACUUCCCCUUGUAUCGCCUAUUACCAGCCACCCGUGGCAACCGCCUU
Thermothielavioides terrestris NRRL 8126 is the source of this 1138-nucleotide messenger RNA. RefSeq lists its product as uncharacterized. Bases 91 to 972 code for a protein of 293 amino acids. The record is from RefSeq and is a predicted model, not a curated record. NCBI's taxonomy places the organism in Eukaryota, Fungi, Ascomycota, Sordariomycetes, Sordariales, Chaetomiaceae. The transcript is spliced from 3 exons.